Messenger RNA from Parnassius mnemosyne (clouded apollo), 297 nucleotides. The record is from the annotation of a GenBank genome assembly. Lineage: Eukaryota; Metazoa; Arthropoda; Insecta; Lepidoptera; Papilionidae.
UUGGGGUUAGAUAGCGUAGUAACACGUUUUAUUGCAGCGCAGUAUGGGCAUUACGAGCUUAUACAUGAUAUAAAUUUUAUUACCGUAACAUUAAUAACGCCGAGAUUAUCGUGUAACUUCUCAACAAUUUUAAAGAUUGACAUCAUAUUUACACAAUAUAAUAGUUUUGUUUUAUCGAGACGACAGUACAUAAAUAUACUAGAUUCCAACUGGAGGCGCUUUACUCGAAUUAUAACAAAAAUCAAGCACAAGGAAAGGAGGUGUUCAAAAUAUUAUCGAAUUGCAUUAAUUUAUUAA